This is a messenger RNA of Salvelinus fontinalis (brook trout), 1249 nucleotides long. Its product is annotated as serine/threonine-protein phosphatase alpha-2 isoform-like. Gene Ontology annotation, cellular component: nucleus; cytoplasm. Gene Ontology annotation, molecular function: protein serine/threonine phosphatase activity. The transcript has 8 exons. The coding region runs from base 203 to 1201 and encodes 332 amino acids. NCBI's taxonomy places the organism in Eukaryota, Metazoa, Chordata, Actinopteri, Salmoniformes, Salmonidae. The record is from RefSeq and is a predicted model, not a curated record.
CUUCUCACUUCCCCUGAACAACACGGCCCUUUUUAAGUUCAGUGGGGGAAGAGAAAGGGGGACUCUGAAAUACGAAGACAAAAAGACACAAAACAGACCUGAAAGGGCCCUGUCUUCUACACGGGAAGACUAUUGUCAAAUCAAAGAAGCAACACGAAACGAAGGUCUUGACUGCCUGAACCACGACAAAAAAAUAAGUAAAAUGGCGGAGCCGGACAAAUUAAACAUCGACUCCAUAAUACAGCGUCUUCUGGAAGUUAAGGGCUCUCGGCCAGGCAAGAACGUUCAGCUGACAGAGAACGAGAUCCGUGGCCUUUGCCUCAAGUCUCGCGAAAUCUUCCUCAGCCAGCCAAUCCUGCUCGAGCUUGAGGCCCCACUCAAGAUCUGCGGUGACGUCCACGGUCAGUACUAUGACCUGCUGCGGCUGUUUGAGUACGGAGGCUUCCCCCCGGAGAGCAACUACCUGUUCCUAGGGGACUACGUGGACCGAGGGAAGCAGUCCCUGGAGACCAUCUGCUUGCUUCUGGCCUACAAGGUCAAAUACCCAGAGAACUUCUUCUUGCUGCGUGGCAACCACGAGUGUGCCUCCAUUAACCGUAUCUAUGGCUUUUAUGACGAGUGUAAGAGACGGUAUAACAUCAAGCUGUGGAAGACGUUCACAGACUGCUUCAACUGUUUACCCGUGGCUGCCAUUGUAGAUGAGAAGAUCUUCUGCUGCCAUGGAGGCCUCUCUCCAGACCUCCAGUCCAUGGAGCAGGUGCGCAGAGUGAUGCGACCCACAGAUGUGCCUGACCAGGGCCUGCUGUGUGACCUGCUGUGGGCCGACCCAGACAAAGAUGUCCUGGGCUGGGGCGAGAACGACCGCGGGGUCUCCUUCACAUUCGGGGCAGACGUGGUGGCCAAAUUUCUGCACAAACACGACAUGGACCUUAUAUGCAGGGCACAUCAGGUGGUAGAAGACGGUUACGAGUUCUUUGCAAAGAGACAGCUUGUUACUCUGUUCUCUGCCCCUAACUACUGUGGAGAGUUUGAUAAUGCCGGUGCCAUGAUGAGUGUGGAUGAGACCCUCAUGUGUUCCUUUCAGAUUCUCAAGCCAGCGGAUAAGAAGCUCUACUCUUAUGGUGGAGGUGGAGGAAUGGGAUCUGGACGCCCCGUCACCCCGCCACGGAAUUCUGCCAAAGGCGGAAAGGCCAAGAAAUAACACCCAAUGGACCCCCCCUCCCUGAACCAGCCCCCCCCCCCCCCCCCC